Messenger RNA from Procambarus clarkii (red swamp crayfish), 982 nucleotides. Its product is annotated as DNA damage-regulated autophagy modulator protein 2. NCBI's taxonomy places the organism in Eukaryota, Metazoa, Arthropoda, Malacostraca, Decapoda, Cambaridae. The record is from RefSeq and is a predicted model, not a curated record.
GCCAAACAGUGAGUGAGAAACAGCUGAUCCCAAACCCCAAGGAGGACCGGGGCGGCGGAGGAGAGCGAUGACAGCGUAAUACAGGAGCAGUAUUCAUUGUUGAGAUCAGAUACCAGUGAUUACUUCCAACCUCGGCAAUGGGAUCAUCAUAUUUGUAUCUCCUGCCUCUCAUGGUCUUCGUACUCUUCCCUGCUACCUUCAUUAUCACGUACACCAUAUCGGUUUUGCUGCACCAUACUGAACCAGAGUUUCCAUACAUCAGCGAUACAGGAACGUAUUCACCCGAGAGCUGUAUCUUCGGCCAAGCCCUGAACAUAGGAGCUUUUGCCAUACUUGUCACUAUUUACGUUCGCUUUCGGCAAAUAGCCGAGCUUUAUCGUAACCAUUCUUCGUCUUCCAACAUUGUGAGGCUGAAUCGAAUGGGUUUCUUCAUAGGCUCCCUUGCUGCUCUUGGUAUAUCAAUUGCUGCAAAUUUUCAAGAAACCAAUGUGUUCUUUGUUCAUAUAACUGGAGCCCUGAUGGCAUUUGGCCUUGGCACAGGAUAUCUUUGGGUUCAGGCAAUGUGCUCGUAUGAGACUCAUCCACUUGUCAACAGUUUGGCAAUGGCCCACAUGCGGCUAGUGUUGGCUGUGGUGGCAGCAGUGUUCUUUUUGACAGGGUGUGUGUGUGCCAGCAUUGCCCAUGCUCAGUUUAAUGGUAAGGAUCCAACAAAGUGGUACCCUGAUGAUGGAGGCUGGGGCUUCCAUGUGGCUAGCACAGUGUCGGAGUGGGUGUGUGCUGGCGCCUUCAACCUCUUCAUGCUUACUCUUGUAGAUGAAUUCAAAUGCAUCUCUAUGGACCCUCCACAGGUGUAUGUAUCUGUGGAGACACUAGCCCCGACUCAGUACAGUGGCAUUGGGGAGUCAGAUCAAACAAACGAUGAUGUGCAGGCCAUAUUAUCGUCACAAUCAUAUAUUACCUGAGGAAUACCCUCCCAGUCGGC